AAAACAUCCUGAGAUUUGAGUGCGGUUUAAUAUCUGUUUCAAUAAGGGUUCAGGCGCCUCCUAGCGGACAACACAAACGGAGUUGUGGUUUGCCCACAAUUCUGUGUGCUGAAGGCGUACAACGAUGGCGGACCCUUCGGUUGAUGUCGUCGAAGGCUGUCGUCUUCCCGUGCUGCGAAAAAAUCAAGAAAAUGAAGACGAAUGGCCGUUGGCUGAAAUUCUCAGUGUCAAAGAGAUUCCUGGGAGAAAGCUCUAUUAUGUCCACUAUAUUGACUUCAAUAAGCGACUAGACGAAUGGGUUAAUCCAGACCGGCUGGACUUGAAGAAGCUCCAGUUUCCCAAGGAAGCCAAGACCCCUACAAAGAAUGGUCUGCCUGGGUCUCGUCCCAGCUCCCCAGAAAGAGAUGUGAGGAAGAGUCUAGAUCUCAGCGUUCAGUCUGCUUCAGCUCCUUCAAGAGGCAAAACCCUCCCCACACCGAAGAGAAAAGCAGAAUCGGUCUCUUUGGCAACACAAGUGACUGCAGCGACUCCAAUGCCUUCAAUUCCUGCUUCUGCAGAGGCGAGUCAGGCCGCGGUCUAUCCAGCAAUGAGAGAUGCCUCCUUCAGCAAUAAAUCCAGAGAAGAACAUGAGCAACUCGCCUCUCUCACCACAAAUGGCACAGCUCGUCGUAUUAUUCCUUCUCAGCCGGGGAGAAAACGGAAAAAUUGUGGUGGGACAGAUGAGAUGGUAAAGGUGUUCCAGAAUAACAGCCCUCGCAGCUCCACCAUCUAUUUGCUGCCAGGAGAGGAUUCACAGGACAGUUCUGAUGGAAUUCCCUCUGCCCCACGCAUGACUGGGAGCUUGGUGUCGGACCGCAGUCACGAUGACAUUGUCACACGAAUGAAGAACAUAGACUGUAUUGAGCUGGGCCGACACAGGCUGAAGCCCUGGUACUUUUCUCCAUACCCACAGGAGCUCACCACACUUCCCAUCCUCUACCUCUGUGAAUUCUGUCUCAAGUACCUCAAAAGCCUCAAAUGUCUCCAGAGGCACUUGACGAAAUGCAACCUUCGGCAUCCCCCAGGAAAUGAGAUCUAUCGCAAAGGAACAAUCUCCUUUUUUGAAAUCGAUGGCAGGAAAAACAAGUCAUAUUCCCAAAAUUUGUGUUUAUUGGCCAAAUGCUUCCUGGACCAUAAGACCCUGUACUAUGACACAGAUCCGUUCCUCUUCUAUGUUAUGACAGAGUAUGACUCUAAGGGCUUCCACAUAGUCGGCUACUUCUCCAAGGAAAAGGAAUCAACAGAAGACUAUAAUGUGGCCUGUAUUCUGACUUUACCUCCUUACCAGAGACGAGGCUAUGGCAAGCUACUAAUAGAGUUCAGUUAUGAGCUCUCAAAGGUGGAAGGUAAGACUGGUACACCAGAGAAGCCUCUGUCUGAUCUGGGUUUGCUUUCCUACCGCUCAUACUGGUCUCAGACCAUACUGGAGAUCCUUAUGAACCUCAAAUCAGAGAAUGGAGAACGACCACAGAUCACCAUCAAUGAAAUUAGUGAGAUCACCAGUGUCAAGAAAGAGGAUGUGAUAUCAACUCUUCAAUACCUCAACCUCAUCAAUUAUUAUAAGGGUCAGUAUAUCCUCACCCUAUCAGAAGAUAUAGUGGACGGUCAUGAGCGGGCCAUGCACAAACGGCACCUCCGCAUUGACCCUAAAUGUUUGCAUUUCACUCCUAAAGACUGGAGCAAGCGGGGCAAGUGGUAGAAAGAAAGACUAUAAGGAUGGCCCUUUACAAAGGAAUUCAGACGCAGAAACGGAAUUUUUCCGGUGUUUUUAACAAAGAGACGUGACCUGGAAAAGAAGGCAAAACUGUUUAGUAUUGUUAAUGGUUCUAUGGCCAUCAUCUGCAUCUUAUGCACCAACAUUAAUCCUCAAUUUCAUAAUAAUUCAUUUGUAGUCUGCAUGUUUGUGCGAAUGGAAGUAUGUAUUUUGAAGAGGACAAAGCCUUGUCUUCCACAAUUUUAAAGAAUCCAUUUAGAUGUCAGUAUUUAUGGUGAAUGUCAUUUUUUUUACAUUGACAAAAAAAAAAAAAAAAUAAUAA
This is a messenger RNA of Myxocyprinus asiaticus (Chinese sucker), 2075 nucleotides long. RefSeq names its product histone acetyltransferase KAT5-like. Gene Ontology annotation, biological process: regulation of DNA-templated transcription. Gene Ontology annotation, molecular function: histone acetyltransferase activity. NCBI's taxonomy places the organism in Eukaryota, Metazoa, Chordata, Actinopteri, Cypriniformes, Catostomidae. The transcript has 15 exons. Bases 125 to 1738 code for a protein of 537 amino acids. The record is from RefSeq and is a predicted model, not a curated record.